This is a messenger RNA of Cylicocyclus nassatus, 627 nucleotides long. Lineage: Eukaryota; Metazoa; Nematoda; Chromadorea; Rhabditida; Strongylidae. The record is from the annotation of a GenBank genome assembly.
AUGCCUAUCACAUGCUUUCUAUGCGGCAACAAGACCGAAGAAAAAUUUACGACACGUUCGUCCUCUAACAAGACCUACAAUGCGAUACUCCUGGCUGCAUUGAACAAGUACUCAUCAAUCAUAUCAAACGAAGUGGAGUGCUUUGCAGCCAUGAGCACGUGUAGAAGAUACUAUUGCAUCAGGCACUGCACCAACGCUACGCAAUACAUUCUCGCGGAAGUGAUUGCAAGCGGCGGAAGACUGUCCGAAACGCUAGAUCAUGUCUCAUACAUCAAUCAGAGUGAAAUUUCUGAGCAUAUUCUAGCAAGCGUCAAUGAUGCCAUAAAGUCCUUUUCGAACAACAUCACAGUCACCAACUAUGAUCUGAUGCGUUACCUAAACGGACAACUGAAGAAAUACUAUCAUGAGGGCAGGUGGGAAAUCCCUCAGCUCGCAAAUCUGGCAGAAGCUGAUUAUCUACAGCCAAUAACAGAAGCCGGAACAUCAGGCACUCAAAACUUCGACUUCUCCAUGGAUUAUGAGAUGCUGCAAGCGCUUUCUGCAAAAACACAGAACUUAGGAUCUCCAAUCAAAACUGCUAGCAGCCUUCUUAGCACACCAUGUGUGAAGCAUACAGAUUCAAGAUGA